AUGUGGAGAUUGACUUGUGCCACUUUGACCCUACUCAUUUGUGUCAAAGGUUCACAUUCUCAGUUGAAUGUUUGUGGACAAGCCCCUCUGAACACUCGCAUUGUUGGGGGUGUAAAUGCAUCUCCAGGUUCAUGGCCUUGGCAGGUCAGUCUGCACAGCCCUAAGUAUGGAGGUCAUUUUUGCGGAGGCUCCCUGAUCAGCAGUGAAUGGGUGCUGACCGCAGCUCACUGUUUAUCUGGUGUCUCUGAAACCACUCUGGUUGUGUACUUGGGAAGGAGAACACAGCAGGGAAUCAAUAUUUAUGAAACUAGUAGAAAUGUUGCCAAAUUGUUCGUUCACUCCUCCUACAACAGCAACACAAAUGACAAUGACAUCGCUCUGCUGCGCCUGUCCUCAGCUGUAACCUUCACUAACUAUAUCAGACCUGUUUGUCUGGCGGCCCAGAACAGUGUCUAUAGUGCUGGCACCAGCAGCUGGAUCACAGGCUGGGGAGAUAUUCGGGCUGGAGUGAAUCUACCUGCUCCUGGGAUUCUGCAGGAGACUAUGAUUCCAGUUGUGGCCAAUGAUCGAUGUAAUGCUCUACUGGGUUCUGGAACUGUCACCAACAACAUGAUCUGUGCUGGUUUAGCAAAGGGAGGCAAAGACACCUGCCAGGGGGAUUCUGGAGGUCCAAUGGUGACUCGGCUGUGUACAGUGUGGGUUCAGGCUGGUAUCACCAGCUGGGGUUAUGGCUGUGCCGACCCCAACAGUCCUGGGGUUUACACUCGUGUGUCACAGUAUCAGAGCUGGAUCUCAAGCAAAAUUAGUCUAAACAAGCCAGGAUUCAUUCUCUUCAGCCCGCCAAGCUCAUGCUCCUCUGCCAGCCGAAUCUCAACUUCCUGUAGCGGGAGAUGCAAUGAGUUGUACAGCAUACUCAAUCGCUGCAACUGCAAUGCUAACUGCGCUAUAAAAUGCUGCACAGAUUACAAACAGCGCUGUGCCAGUUGAAGUAACUCCAUGGAUUCAAAACAGGCUUGUAAUCGCAUCACUUGUGAAUAAGACCUUUACAUGCCUGUUCUUCCAGAAGACAGUAAUUCAGUGCUGCUUUUGAAAUGUUGCACAGUCAGAAUAUCAGUGAAAACAGCAUUUUAAAGAGCUGCUUCACUGUCUUCACUCAGGGGUGUAAAUGCAUACUGAUUAUGAUUAACUCUAUUAGUUGAGACUCUCUCUUUCUUGUGUAAGUCAACUUAUUUAAUUCAACACUGGUUUUAUCUGGAAUCACCCCCUAUACCCUCAAAUACUACAUUCUUUGAGGAAGCAGCCAUUUCUAGUGAUGUCUGAAAAGUUAUGAUGUUAUAUAGUGCACUGAAUCAAUCCCACAAACCAGGUACACAGAAGAUCCCCAUAAUGCAGUUUGCACCGAAUGAAUUUCCACGUCUGACCACAAGAUGUCAUCUUAUCGCAGUCCUAUCAGUGUAAGUUUUGAAAAAAAAUUAUUUAAGGUAAUAUUUGUAUACAUGUCAGAAAUUAAGUCUCUGUCUUGAUUAAAAGUCUUGAUUAUGAACAAUUACGGUAGGAUGGUUAAGAGAAUAAGAUAACUGCAUUGGUUGGCAUAACAGUGGGUGUGCAUUUUAUUUUAAAAAUUAAUGUUUUAAUAGAACUGUAUUUGCUUUAACAUGUAUUUUCGGAUUAGGAUUUUUAUUGUGUAUGUUUAAUGUUGUGUAAAAAAAAAUAGUGUAAAAUAACUAUCACAAGGCCAGAAAGUGUAUAAUAUAAUCCUUCUGAGGGAUUUAUCAACCAGCAAAGCACAAACAAAACGAGCGCUUGAAUUUACUCACUUGUUUCAUUCACUCCUUUAAGUGACUAUAUUAGUGGACUAGAUAAUAGUGAAUGGUGGUAUAGAACAAUGGUCUCAAAUUCAAUUCCUUUAGGGCCACAACUCUGCACAGUUUAGCUCCAACCACCUCCAACUCUCACCUGCUGUCUCUAGUAGUCUUGAACACCUUGAUUAGCUGGAUCGGCUGUGUUUGAUUAGGACUGGAACAAAACUGCAGAACCGCAGCCCUUCAGGAAUCCAGGAGUUUGAUGGUAUAGAGAAGGAGAUUUCAGAUACAGCAAUUGAUUGUCUUUUGAUGUAUUUUGCAGUAACAAAUCUUCCCAACAGAGGGCAGUGUGAGCACUCGCUCACAAUUACUUCAGCUCUCUCCAAUAGUGUCUGGCUGUAAGUCUCAGACCUUGAGUAAUCCCAAGCACCUAAACAUGACAUGGCAUAAAAAAAACUAAAUGUGAUUGGUUGGUUAACCUGUCAGGCAUAUAGAUUUGUGCACGAUCCUUGACCAUUUAAAGCAGCUAAAUUUUUCGGUCCAUGAUCCGUCAGUCUGAGGUUUGGCUAUGCGAGACUAUCUGGCUGCAAACGUGCAGAUGAUGCAUGCACAUCCAUCCAUCCAUCCACCCAGCCACCCACCCAUCCAUCCAUCCAUCCAUCCAUCCAUCCAGCUUUUAAAUAAUAUCUCAUAUAACAGUAUCUUAAAAUAUCUUUGGCUCUGACUAACUGAAAUGUGUUUUUCUGUUGUGCUUUGGAUAAAAUUUGCUAAAUGUGUAAAUGUCGGUUUCAUUUAUGUAGAUUUAGUUGUAAAGCAUUGUUAUCUGGAGCUUAUCUUAAGCAAAUACAGCUGUGCCACCAUGAUUUAUUUUUGCACAGAUUUAAUUUCUGCAAACACGUUUAAACUUAUUCUAAAUUCAGUAGAUCAGGACACUGUACUGAUUUGCUUUAUUUAUUAACAAGCAAAUAUAGAAUCAUGUGAAACAUAUGAAUAUUUUGUUGUGCUUUGUGUAAAAACUUGGUUUUAUGUCUAGGAUAAUGUACUGGUGCCAUAAAACUUUGUUUGACAAUUAUGUUUCAUUGUAGAUGGUGGCUAUUAUAAUUGUUUGAACAGUUUCAUCUUGUAUGAGUUGUUAUAUUAAAGAUGAAAAUGGAGAACAAUUAGUGA
Messenger RNA from Danio rerio (zebrafish), 2969 nucleotides. The record is from RefSeq and is a predicted model, not a curated record. Lineage: Eukaryota; Metazoa; Chordata; Actinopteri; Cypriniformes; Danionidae.